This is a messenger RNA of Daucus carota subsp. sativus, 6426 nucleotides long. Its product is annotated as late embryogenesis abundant protein 31. The transcript has 5 exons. The record is from RefSeq and is a predicted model, not a curated record. The coding region runs from base 4898 to 6226 and encodes 442 amino acids. NCBI's taxonomy places the organism in Eukaryota, Viridiplantae, Streptophyta, Magnoliopsida, Apiales, Apiaceae.
AAUUCGUAUAAAAGUACAAAAGAUUAGCAAAAAGGAUCUUCUAUAUCAAUCUUCUCUUCCCCUGUAUAAACAAACCAUCUGCAAAAAUCUACAACCUCUUGAAUCUCUCUCAAGCCAAGAAUCUCUUCACACACCCAAUCAUUUACAUAUAUAUUCAAUACCCACAUAUUCAAAUCCGCAUAUACGAAAACCCUUUUGAGUUUGCACCCAAUCAGGCCAUUUCCUGAUUUCCCCCAAAUCUCGAAAGAUGAAAAUCCACCCAUUACCCAAGAAACGCAACAUUUCAUUGCGUUACAGCAUCCCAUCGAAUUUGUCAACCAAGAAGCUCCGUAGACUCCCCCACAUCUUCGAGAAAGUGCUGGAACUCCCGUUCCACUCGGACGCCGAGGUUUCGGUCCACGAAACCUCGGAUUGUCUGCGGUUUAUUGUCGUGACUGAUGAUGAUUUCGGGCAGGAUGUGAGGGCGCAGACGGUGGAGAUUUUUCCGGGGGUUACGAAGAUUGUUGUGAGAGGGAGUAAUUAUGUUAAUUUGUGUGAAAUUGGGUUUGAUGAGGUGGGGUUUGAUGUGUGGAGGUUUCGGUUGCCCGCGGGCACGAAGCCGGAGAUGGCUACUGCGGUUUAUAGUGGUGGGGAGUUGGUUGUGAUUGUGCCGAAAGGCGAGGAGGAAUUGGAUGGGAUGGAGGGCGAUGAUCGGGAAGAGAUGUGGGGGGAUGGGGAUGGGAGGCUUGUGCUUGUACAGUAAUAAUUGCAUUACCUUUUUUGGAUUAUGUUGUUUCGAUGUUUUUGUUUAGUUAAAUUUAGUGGUCGAGGUUGAGUUACUGCCCUCGGAUGGAUAUUUUGCCUGAAUAAUGAUUAAGUUGAAGGAAUCAGACUUUGCUAAUUGUUACUACCUUUUUUUAAUUAUGGUGUUCGAAUUUGCGAUAUUUUUAUUUAGUUAUAUUGUUAGUAGUUGAGGUUGAUUUAUUGCCCUCGGAUGGAUGUGUUGCCUAAAUAACGAUCAAGUAGAAGAAAUCAUGCUUUGCUGAUUGCUAUAAUGUCUUCCAAUAUAUGUGCUUUGCUAUUGCCUUCUGUUAAUAUGUUGUUUCGAUUUUUAUGUUUUGUUAAUUUUGUAGUCUAGUUUGAGUUAUUGCCCUCGGAUGGAUGUGGAUAUGUUGCCAAUUAUGACAGAGUAGAAGCAAUCAUGCUUUGCCAAUUGCUAUGAUGUCUUUCUAUAUAUGUGCUUUGCUAUUACAUUUUUUUUUUUUUAAAUUUUGUUGUUUGGAUGAUUUUGUUUAGUUAUAUUUAUAAGUAGAGAUUGAGUUAUUGUGGAUGGAUAUGUUGCCUAAAUAAUGAUUAAGUAGAAGAAUCAUGCUUGCUAAUUGCUAUAAUGUCUUUCAGUAUUUUUGCUUGAUUGGUCCUAUGUCUUAUUAUCAUUACUGCAUUGUCGAAGCCAACGUUUUUAUUAUGAGUAGGUUAUAUAUUGUUUAGGUUUAUUCUCUUAAAAUGGUUAAGACUUAUUUCCCUGUCCCAACAGUUUGGAUUUCUUAAUUGGACGAUUUCUUGAAAGUUGAGGAUCUUUUGCCAUGUUUCAUCAGUUGGUUAGGUAGUAGUUUUAUGAUCACGUAUUUUCAGUGGAAGUUUUUUAUAUUUUAGUCCUGUUAUAUUGUUAUUAGUUGAGGUUGAGUUAUUGCCCUUUGAUGGAUAUUUUGCCUAAAUAACAGUUAAGUAAAAAGAUACCAUGCUUUGCUAAUUGCUAUAAUGUCUUUUUAUAUUGGUGCUUUGCUGUCUUCAUUUUUUAAUUCCGUUGUUUUGAUGUUUUUGUUAAGUUAAUUUAUUAGUCGAGGUUGAGUUAUUGCCCUUGGAUAGUUUUGCUGUGUGAAUAACCAUAACGUAGAAGAAAUCAUGCUUAGCUGAUUGCUAUAAUGUCUUUCUAUAUAUAUGCAUGAUUGCGCAUAUGUUUUAUUAUCGCUAUUGUAUUUUCAGAGCCAGGGUCAAUACUUAUGAGCGGGAAUGCAGGAUAUAGUUUGUUUAGGUUUAUUAUACGUCCUUAAAUGAUCACUACUUACUUCGCUGUCCGAACGGAGUAGAUUCAUUUAUUUAUACGAUUUAUUGAAAGUUGAGGACCUUUCACAAUGUUUUCAUUAGUUGGUUAGGUACUAGGUUUAUGAACAGGGGAUUUUAAUAGAAGCUUUUGAUAUAUUGUUAGGCUUGUUAAAUUUGUAAAAAUACACAAACUGGAGUUUUGAUCUGGUGCAUUAGAUUUUUUCUGAUGAUUCUUGGUGAUACGUGAACUUUUCCUUCUGAUAUAAAGCAUUGUUGAGUUGAAUUGUCUUCUUGUAAAUGAAUGAUCAUUGUAAUUGUUCUGAUAAUUUCGACAUAACGUGUCAAAAUGUAGUCUUUCCUUUAAAAUCUUGUUGUGCUUACGAAAGCGGUGGAAGAUGUUCUUUUGGCCCUUGACUAGAUUUAGAUUUAUAAGUGCAAAGUUUUACACUGUGAAUUUCUAAUAGAAUAGGCACCCUGUUGCCUGUUGGUAUCAUGCUCUCACUUCUCCACUAAAAAGAUUCGCAUUUUGACCUUCGAGAAGUGUGUUUUUUGACCUCUUUAAAGUGUAUCUGGAAAAUUCAUCUAUUAUAGAAUUGAUGUGAUUAUAUUAAAUAUGGUCAGAGAGCCUGUAUUAUUUUCACAUACUAGAAAUUAAACUCAGAAGAAGUGACUUCUUAUGUGAACCAUAUAGGGACAUGAAUCAGUAAUCAUAGGGUUACAUUGUUAAGAAGGAAAUUUCUAAGAAAGUACCUCCUCUUAUUUGGUUUGUAAGUUGGAAUAUUGUGUUUAUAUAUUCUGUUUGGCCAAGAAUAUUCGUACUCAAGUUGUGCUCCCUUUCUGGGCUAAAGCAGUUUACGUUUGCUUGUAAUGGUUUUCUACUUUUAGAAGUCUUUAAGUCAUAUGCAGAUUUUCCAUUAUUGUAUAUUCGAGGCAAUCUUUUUAUUGGUCUUAAUUUUUAUACAGGCAAUUAUAUAGGGCUAGCAUUAGUACAAAUGUACAUGUGCUGAAAAAUAGUAAAAUGAUAACACCCAGCCUUAUUCUUGUGACGGCUCUUGUCUUAUGGUUUCAUUUUUGAUAUGAUUGUCAUUGAUUCAACGAGUCGCUUAGACUUUGGUUCCAUAUAUUCAAUGACAUUAUCCUUGAUCAGAUCUCCUUUUGAAGUGUUGCAGGGUUAGUUAAUAGUAUCAACUUGUAUUACUAGAACUUACCAUGUUCUGUUUUUGACUUAUAUAUUAUUAAGCAUUCUUUGCAGCUACCCAGAUUGUACUGCAUCAUGUAUAUCUCAAGCCAGCUGUUGGGCGAGUACUCAAGGUUAAUUCUCAUCUAUGGUGCAUUCCGGUGAGUUUUAAUCUCUCGUAUACAUGGAUGCAUAUAUUGAAUAUAUUCUUUCCAUGUUGGCGACAGUUGCUUAAUUAAUAUCCAUUAUGAGUGGGUAGCACACAUGGAUGUGGAGCCUGUGUAUUCUUUUGUUUAUAUCUACAUAAAUAUUGGGCACAUGGAAGCCCUUAGACUUGUAUAACAGGAUCUUCAACAAUACUUACCUAUAGAUCAGGUGGAUUCAAGUGUUGUAGUUAAAUUUAGAUGCCAGAUUUUCAUCGAGGAUAUCUUCAAUAGGAAAUAGGAUGACCCUUUGUGGUGUUUAUCCCUCGCAUAGAUUGCCCUUUUUGGAGGUACGCCGCCCUUGAUAAGAGUUAUCUAUCCACUUAAUUCUGUCGACAAUUGUGCAGUGAAUUCACGCAGUUGUGUGCUACUGACAUUAUAUUUUCCGUCUGAUAUGUAUAUAUUCUGAUGCAGUGGCGGGAUUUCUUAUCACAAGUUUAUGAUCCAUCAGUUUCAUCCUUUGAAUCUCUUACCCUUUUCUGAUCAAUCUGUUUCAUCUUUCGAUUCUCAUGUGCCUUUACCAUCUUUAGUUCUUUAAUGCAACUGGAGAUUGAUAAUGGGUAUAUUUUUAAGUCAAGAUCAUGAGCCUCCUUUAGACAACUUGAACAAAAGCAUGCAUGCUACUUCACUGUCUGGGAUCUUAUAUGGUUGUUUCUAAAGGAGACUUGAUACAUUCUGUAUGCACCUUAAACACCUUAUAGACCUGAGUUCAAAAUUUUCAUUUAUCCCUAUUUUUACGUUAAAAAACAUGCAUAAUAUAAUAAAAUUAAAUCGGUUUUUUUAGUGUGUGCCUGUGGGCAGACACUAAGUGCGGAAUUUUUUAGGUUAACUCAUUUUUAUCGGCUCUCAUAUCUUAAUAAUGAUGGACCCCCUGCAUAUAUAACCUUCACACCAAUCAAAAUCUCUCAAACCAUCACACCAAUCAAAAUCUCCCACCAAUCAAAAUCUCUCAAAUAUAUAAAAUUCCGCGCCUAACAUGUGCUCAUGGGUACUGUACAAAUUCAAAUUAAAUUAUUGUUUUGUAGCUGAAGAGAUAAGAUCAUUGCUUCUAAUAGCAAUAGCAAUAUAUGUUGCAUAGAUUUUUUUUUUUGUUGCUUUCGUCUAAUUAUAUUAAAUCUAAUUUAAUUGAAAACAAAAUUGACACGUGGUAAAAGUUUCAUCUCCAUGGAUAGUUUCCAAAUAAUUUUGCAGCAUGAUGGUAAUUUUUUAAAGAAGUUUAAAUUUUAAUCGAAGUGUAAUUACUCUAGAAUUACUACAGUUACAAAUUAUUCGACCAAUUUUAGGAUAGUUCUCGUACAGUCCUGAAGCUGUCGUGCCACGUUGCCUGCAUGCUUGUUAAGUACACGUGUCAAACAAAUUUACUGCCACGUGUGCACGUAUCAUACACGUGUCAAACCCCUGAGUGCAACACAUCUCGAACACGUAAACACAUCAUGCAGUCUCUUCACACUUAUCAUUUCAUACAUUUACAUUUAUUAUCCGAAAUUAUAAUUUUAUGUUACCAAAAAACACAAAAAUGAGCCAGCAACAACCCGAGAGACCACAACAAGAACAGCCUACUCCUGUUAGAUACGGCGACGUUUUUGAUGUUUCGAGUGAGUUGAGUUCCCAGCCCAUAGCACCCAAAGAUGCCUGUACCAUGCAGGCGGAAGAGAAUAGGGUGCUUGGUAAGACGCUCAAGGGCGGUGCAGCGGCCGUCAUGCAGUCGGCCGCUGCUGUCAACCUACAGCGCGGUGUCGUUGGCCGCGACGAGGCCAAAGAUCACGGUGUCAUGGUUUCUCAAGAUGAAGUCGCGGGGAAACGAAUUAUCACUGAGGCAGUUGGAGGAGAGGUGGUAGGACAAUACGUUCAACCAGGGAAAAUACACAUGAAAUCCCCUGCGGGAGCACUAGCCGAUGAUGCUAUUACUAUCGGGGAGGCUUUAGAGAACGCGACUCUUACUGCAGGAGACAAACCUGUCGAUCAGAGUGAUGCGGCCGCGAUCCAGAAGGCUGAAGUGAGAGCCAGCGGCUUCGCUCAUGCUGGCGGUGUCACGGCCGCAGCUCAAUCCGCUGCCAAUCUUAAUGCUCGUACUAUGGGCGUUGACGACAAAAUCAAACUCGGUGAAGUUCUCGCUGAUUCAUCGAAUAGGUUGGAAAUCGACAAGCCGGUGACGAGGGAAGACGCGGAGGAAGUGAUCGAGGCGGAGGUGAGGAACAAUCCUGAGAUGGUUACUUAUCCUGGUGGUGUUGCAUCUUCCAUGGCUGUUGCAGCUAGUCUUAACCAGGACCGUGCUAUAAGUGCAUGCAUCUUGUUCCUCAAGCACCAAAAUAGCAACAAAUACUCAACCACCAUGAGUAACCAGAUCCAGGAAAGGAGGUUCGGUGAGUCAAGUGAUGAUGUUUCCACAGAGUCAUCAGUUAACAUGAAGGCUCCUGGGUUUGAGCCGAUUACUAUUGGUGAUGCUCUGGAGAUCACUGCCUUGACAGCCGGGAAUAAACCGAUCGAGCAGAGUGAUGCUGCCGCGAUUCGGGCUGCGGAGAUUCGGGCUAGCGGAUUCACUCAGAUUGCAGGCGUUGCUGCGGCGGCUCAGCUGGCUGCGGAUAUGAAUAGCCGCACCGAGGAUGACGAGGAUAAGACCAAACUCGGUGACAUUCUUAUGGACGCAUCGAACAUGCUGGAGGAUGACAAGGCGGCGACAAUGGAAGAUGCAGAAGGGGUUAGCGGAGCAGAGGUGCAAAACAAUCCGGAUAGGGUGACUUAUCCCGGCGGCGUUUCGGCUUCGAUCAGUUCAGCUGCUAAGCUCAACCAGGAUCCUACCGCAACUCCUAUAGUGAAUGAGUAAAUAGCUGGCACGUACGUGUAGCCCUGUACCAUCUAUCUGUAGGUUUGAGUAUUUAAAUUUCUGCUCCGUGUUCUUUCGACUUUUGCUUUUAUAAUCACCGCAGUGUCUGAUAAGGCAAGAAAUGGAGUAGAUCUAUGUUAGUAUUUCUUUUCAUGGAAGAGGGUGAGUUAAAGUUUCAGUUUCAAUCCUGACAAAAAAGG